AUGACGACGACCGUACAGCCGUCUAGCGCGUCGUCGCUGACGGCGGCCGAGCCGGGCACGGCGGCCGCACUGCCAGAGAAGGGCACCGGACCGGCGCUGCAGCCGGACCUGGAAGCCGGGUCGAAGCCGGCGCACCGGAUCGUCAGCCACUUUCAGACGCUGCUCCGACCGGCAGGCGUGACGCCCGAGGUGCUUGCGCACGAGUACCCUGGCCAGGGUACGGCCGAGUCGCCGUACCUUGUCUUCUUCCUCGAUGUCGACGCCCACAACCCGCAGACGCUGCCGUCGUGGCGCAAGUGGCUCUACACCCUCACCAUGGCCACGGCCACGCUGGCAAUCGCCUUUGUCAGCUCAGCCUUUUCCGGUGGCAUCUCCGAGAUCAUCCGGGAGUUCCACAUCUCGGACGAGGUUGCCAUCCUGGGCAUGUCGCUCUUCGUGCUCGGCUUCGCCGUCGGCCCACUCAUCUGGGCCCCUAUGAGCGAGUACUUUGGUCGCCAGAUGCUCUUCUUCGGCACCUACGCCAUCGUCACCGCCUUCAACGCCGGUUGUGCUGGCGCCAAGAACAUCGAGACCCUCAUCAUCCUGCGCUUCUUCGCCGGUGCCUUCGGCUCGUCGCCCCUGACCAACGCCGGUGGCGUCAUCGCCGACAUGUUCUCCGCCAGCGAGCGUGGCAUGGCCACUGCUAUCUUUGCUGCCGCCCCCUUUCUCGGGUCCCUUCGCUCGGGCCUCAUGGCUGCCUUCACAGGUGUCAUGUGGAUCGUCGGCACGCUCAUCGUGCCUGAGACUUAUGCCCCCUACCUCCUGCGCAAGCGUGCACAGGAACUCUCGCGCCGCACCGGAAAGUUUUACGUCUCCCGCUUGGACGCCCACUACUACACCCCCGGCAAGGAUGGCAGCCCGCCGCCGGCAAAGCCCACCGUCGGCCACCAGCUCCGCACUGCUCUCUGCCGGCCCUGGAUCUUGCUCUUCACCGAGCCCAUCGUCUUCGUCAUCUCGCUCUACAUGGCUAUCAUCUACGGCACCAUGUACAUGAUGUUUGAUGCCUUCCCCAUCGUCUUUGAGGAGGUCCGUGGCUGGUCGGCUGGUAUCGGUGGCCUUGCUUUCCUCGGCAUUGCUGUCGGUAUGGUCAUUGCUGUCUUCUAUGCCGGUCUCGACAACCACUUCCGCUACGCCAAGAUCUCUCUUGCCCACAAGGGCGCUGCUCCUCCUGAGGCUCGCCUUUUCAGCGGUGCCAUCGGUGCUGUCCUCAUUCCUGUCGGCCUCUUCUGGUUCGCAUGGACCAAUCGGCCGCCCGUCCACUGGGUUGUCCCCAUCAUCGGCUCCGGCUUCUUCGCUGCCGGCCUUGUGCUCGUCUUCCUCAGCUUGAUGAACUACUUAGUCGACACCUACGUCGUCUUUGCUGCUUCCUGCCUGGCUGCCAAUGCUGUCCUGCGUUCGCUCUUUGGUGCUGCCUUCCCGCUGUUUACCACUUACAUGUACCAAAACCUCGGUCUUCACUGGGCUGCGUCUAUUCCGGCUUUCCUCGCUCUGGCCUGCUUGCCCUUCCCUUUCCUCUUCAUGCGCUAUGGCGAGCAGAUUCGCAUGCGCUGCAAGUUCGCUGCUGAGGCUGCUGCCAUCUUGGCUCGCAUGCGCCAGGGCGCCGCUCCUGUCACACCGCCCGAUGAGGAUGCCGCCAUCCAGGAGGUUAACGCUCACGAGCUGGAGCGCCGCCUCACUCGUGCCAGCCACGCCAGCCGCGCCAGCCGAGCCAGCCGCAUCAGCCGCCGCCUCUCGCAGGCCAUCAACAGCAACGAGAAGUCGGACGCCUAA
This is a messenger RNA of Grosmannia clavigera kw1407, 1809 nucleotides long. RefSeq names its product major facilitator superfamily transporter multidrug resistance. Gene Ontology annotation, molecular function: transmembrane transporter activity. The record is from RefSeq and is a predicted model, not a curated record. The transcript is spliced from 3 exons. Gene Ontology annotation, biological process: transmembrane transport. NCBI's taxonomy places the organism in Eukaryota, Fungi, Ascomycota, Sordariomycetes, Ophiostomatales, Ophiostomataceae. Bases 1 to 1809 code for a protein of 602 amino acids.